This is a messenger RNA of Phymastichus coffea, 2276 nucleotides long. Its product is annotated as venom dipeptidyl peptidase 4-like. Gene Ontology annotation, molecular function: dipeptidyl-peptidase activity; serine-type peptidase activity. Lineage: Eukaryota; Metazoa; Arthropoda; Insecta; Hymenoptera; Eulophidae. Bases 9 to 2243 code for a protein of 744 amino acids. The record is from RefSeq and is a predicted model, not a curated record. The transcript has 12 exons. Gene Ontology annotation, biological process: proteolysis.
CCUUGCCCAUGAAAAAUGAUACUAUAGGCGCGAGGCAAGCAUUUUCACUUGAAGACAUAACUUCCGAAGCCUUUGUUAGUAAAAAAUUCAAUGGCACGUGGAUUUCGGACACCGAAAUUUUUUACAGAAAUGAAGAUCAAUUACUUAAGUUCAACGUGAUCACUCGGACAAAAGAAGUUAUUGCCACGAAUAGUGUUUUUAAUAUCGCCAAGCUUAUAUCUUACCCUUCUCCCGACGGUAACUUUGUCCUUUUACGCAAUGUCACAGAAAAGAUUUAUCGCCACUCCUCUUUGAGUGUAUAUAGUGUUUUUGACGUAAGAAUCAAUUCAACGGUUCCAUUGGCCAAGGGUCAACUUCUUUUCACGGCUUUCUGGGCACCGAAAGGAAAUUCUCUAGUCUACGUACUGAAAAAUGAUAUUUAUUACUAUCGGAUAUCAUUUACAAAUGGUACCGAUGAUAAAAGUACCUCGUCAACGAGUAGAAUAACCACGAGUGGCACACCAAAGACCAUUUACAAUGGAGUUCCCGACUGGGUCUAUGAAGAGGAAGUUUACAGUAGCGAUAAAGCAAUGUGGUUCUCGCCAAAUGGCGAUUACCUUGUAUUCGUAACUUUCAAUGAUACUCAAGUUCCCGAGGCGGUGAUUUUGAAGUAUGGUCGACCCGGUACUCUCGAAGAUCAAUAUCCGUCGGAAUAUAAAUUCAGAUAUCCAAAGGCAGGAGCAUCGAAUCCUAAAGUUACACUAAGUCUUGUUGAUUUAAUGAAUCCCAAGAAUCCCCUCAUUUAUUUAAAAGCUCCAAUUGACGUUGUCGGAAGAGAGCAUAUAAUUCAAAUAGCCGGAUGGCUCGAUUCCGAAACGGUAGUGGCAACCUGGACAAACCGAGUACAGAAUGUUUCGCAAAUCGUCACUUACUCUUUGAAAGGUGAAUCACAGUAUCUAUUGAAACAACAUUCACCAGGCGGUUGGCUACUCAAUCAACAACAAAUUCCAAUUUUGCACGAUGGAUACGUAAUUCUCAUCAAACCACAACCUAUCGAAAACGCGUCGCUUGGUUUGUUCGCCCACGUAACACGUUACACAUUAGUCAACGGCGUUCUAGAAGAUGAAACCGAUCUGAGUCCCGGUGGCUACUGGGUACAUAACAUUAACGCCAUAACAAGUAACAAGCGCAUUUCGUUUACUGCCAGUCCACCGGGUGAGCCUGGGCAGCGACGAACGUACGAGGUUGAUCUUUACGGUCACAGGGACUCUUUGAUUCCACCCAAAUGUGAUUCUUGUGGAUAUCAAUCUCCUGAAGGAAACGAAUGUCAAUUUGUAAGCUCGGUGAGUUUUUCACCAAAUCAUUUGCGUUACGUACUGACAUGUGCCGGUCCAGACCCAGCUACAAUCGAAGUAUACGAAGCCAAGCACAAAAUGUUUAGCUGGUUGAGGAACGAUGAAAUCAGACGACGCUUCGCUGAGCGGACCAAGUCUCGAGUGAUAAAUUUAUAUGUUGAGUCGCAUGGAUUAAAUUCGAAGGUAAGAAUGACGCUACCUGAGGAUUUCAAUGAAAACAAGAAGUAUCCUAUGCUGGUGACCGUUUACGGUGGGCCAAACAGUCAAAUGAUCACCGAUCAAUUUUCUGUUGGAUUCGGCAACUACAUGACGAGCAAUAAACAAGUUAUUCAAACGUCUAUAGAAGGCCGAGGUAGUGCUUCGCGGGGUACUGCUAUGUUGUAUGCGGUUUAUCGUAACUUGGGUAGUCCCGAAGUUGAUGAUCAAAUUACUGUUACGAAGAAAUUGCAAGAAAAGUUUUCGUGGAUUGACAGUAACCGAACUGGCAUCUGGGGUUGGAGUUACGGAGGAUAUGCAACUGCCAGAGCUCUUACGAGGGACGAGCAUAAUGUGUUUAAAUGUGGGAUAUCAGUUGCACCUGUCACUAACUGGAUUUAUUACGAUUCUAUCUAUACAGAGCGUUACAUGGGUCUACCAACAGUAGACGAUAACCUUGUCGGAUACAACUCGAGCAGCGUGAUGAGCCACUUGGAAAAUUUCCGGGGUAAAAAAUACAUGCUGGUACAUGGAACUGGCGAUGAUAACGUGCAUUUCCAGCAAUCGAUGGCACUGCAUAGAGCUCUUGCCGAAAUUGAUAUUCUUUACGAUCAACUUUCUUAUCCUGACGAGGACCAUUCCUUAAGACACGUGUCCAAGCACCUUUAUCAUACGAUGGAUCAGUUCUGGACCGAGUGUUUUAGCUAUGAAUAAAAUACAUGUUUUACAGUUGGAUUUGAUAAUCAA